UGGAGGGUACACGUUAGGGCGGAACGCGGACCGCCUACGGGAUUUCUCUCGUAACUGACUUGUAAUUUUGCGACCGAACCGCUAAUGCUGUAAGUGUAUUGUGUUGUGUAAUUGCUGAAAUGUGAACGGACUCGCUAACUGUUUUGUUGGAUUGAAUGAGAUGAGGGAGAAAAUAGAAAUAUGAUCACACAUAGAGUGAAAUUACGGAUUCAUACAAAGUGGUUGUAGGUGUCGUCAUGGACUUCCUGAAAUUGGUGACGUCUCUUUUGGGACUAUUAUUUUGUGGUCCCGUUAAUGGAGGACUAAGUGACGAUUACAUGGGAAGCGGUGAAGCACCAUACAUCAUCGAACAACCGCUCGAUGUCACCGUAGCAAAACACCAACCAGCCACGUUAAACUGCAGAGCUGGUGGCUCACCAUCGCCAACAAUACGAUGGUACAAGGGCGGCGUGCUUGUUGUAUCUGAUACACAUAGAAGCUUGUUGCCUGCUGGUGGCCUGUUCUUUCUAAGGGCGACGCAUGGUCGUGCACACUCUGACGCUGGCGUGUAUUGGUGUGAAGCCACUAAUCCUUAUGGUACUGCUAGAAGUCGGAAUGCAACGCUACAUGUAGCCGUUCUCCGAGAAGAAUUUCGUUUGGAACCUGUAACCACACAAACGGCACAAGGAGACACUGUGAUUCUAGAAUGUUCACCGCCUCGCGGUUCUCCAGAACCAACGGUAUAUUGGAAAAAGGACGGACAUAUACUUCACUUUGAUGUAGACUCAAGAAUGCAUUUGGUGGACGGAGGAAGUCUGGUUAUACAAGAUGCGAGACAGACAGAUGCUGGGAAGUACCAAUGUAUCGCAAGAAAUGCUGCUGGUACAAGAGAAUCAACUACAGCAACGCUAAGAGUUCAUAUUAAACCGUAUUGGAUUGCGGGGCCCGAAGACGUCGUCGCUCAUACCGGGGAGAGCGUGUUGUUUCACUGCAGAGUGGGUGGGGACCCUUUACCCGAUGUGUUGUGGAGGAGAACCGCCGGCAGUGGGAACAUGCCACUCGGCCGCGUCAAACUCUUGGACGACAGAAGCCUGAGGCUCGAUGGCGUGGUUUUAGCAGACGAGGGGGAAUACACUUGUGAAGCUGACAAUGCAGUCGGAACUGUCAGCGCUAGCGGGUAUUUGACGGUGUACGACCCUCCAUCAGUAACACUAAAACCAAAUUCAGUGAUUGUUGAAAGCGGAACAAGUGCAACAUUUACAUGCACUGCCACCGGAAAGCCUGAACCAACUCUUUUUUGGAGUUUAGAAGGAAAUAGAACAAUUAUGUUUCCCGGUACAUCGAGGGAUAAAUAUCACGCAUCACCCGUUAUAGACGGGGUGACAACACUAACAAUAAACGGAACAAAUAAAAAUGAUAGCGGUAAUACAAUAGUUUGUUCAGCGGUCAACUUCGCUGGCAGUUCGCUCGUUAGAGGAAAAAUAACUGUGACGUCAGACGAUGACCGGCCACCGCCAAUAAUAACAAAUGGCCCCUCUAAUCAAACGUUACCUUUUAAGUCCGAAGCCGAGUUCCCCUGUAAAGCUAUAGGUACACCUGAGCCAAUCAUUGCAUGGUAUUUCGAAGGGGAAGCAUUAAUACAGAAUCAUAGAAGAUAUAUUUCCAGUGAUGGAACAUUAGUCAUAAAAGAUUUGGGUAGGACCGACAACGGAACUUAUACAUGUGUUGCUUCGUCACCUCACGGCAAAUACGUUUGGAGUGGUGUCCUGACUGUUGAUAACCCCAAAAAUCCAAAUAUUAAUUUCUUCAGAGCUGCUGAUGUAUCAGCCUUACCAGGUCCUCCCACAAAACCACAUGUACAUAAUAUAACAAACAAUAGCGUUAUUUUAACAUGGAAUCAAAAUAAUAAAAUUGGGUCAUCCUCCAUACUCGGAUAUCAAGUUGAAGUAUUCUCUAGGGAAACACUAUCAGGAAGUAAUACUCCAAGAAACUCAAGAGGCUGGGUUGUUGUUGCUAAGAAAAUAUAUCAAACCCAUUACGUAGUCAGAUCGUUGAUUCCUGGAGUGACAUAUAUGUUUAUAGUGAGAGCCGAAAAUUCACACGGUUUGUCUGGACCAAGUUCCGUUUCAGAUGCUGUGACGUUAGGGGAAGAUGCAUCUAUAUGGAGUAAUGGCCCAUACUCAAAUAAUACUGAAUACAGAAAAAAUAUUAUGACUGAUAGUAUAGUUGAGCUCAGAGAAGCAACUGCAAUAGACGCUACAACAAUAAAACUUAUGUGGGCAGUAUUAAAUUUCUUUUACUUGGAAGGAUUAUUUAUAUACUACAGACCCUUGGAUAAUUCAACGACUGAAUAUGAAAUGAAAACUAUUUUACAUUCCAAUGAUGUAUCGGGAUACGAAAUUACGUCGUUACGAAAAUAUAUGCGAUACGAAUUUUUUCUGGUGCCUUUUUAUAAGAAAUUUGAAGGCAAACCCUCAAAUUCAAAAGUUGCUCAAACAUUGGAUGACGUGCCGGAUGGUCCUCCAACAAAUAUAGAAAUGUUCAUUGUCAAUAUGACUACGGUUCACUUGAAAUGGCAACCUCCCGAAUUUCACCUACAAAACGGAGUUAUUACUGGUUACAAUGUAGUGGUUAAUUGGCUGGAUAUACCCGCGAACAAGUCAAUGAUUGCAAUUAACACCACCGUUCAGCAAGCGACCAGUCUCAUUAUGACAAAUUUAACGUCUGGUGUGAGUUAUUCAGUGCAGAUCGCAGCAGAAACUAUUGUUGGCUUGGGACCUUUUAGUCAAAAAGUGUAUCUUAAUAUUGAUUCAAGAACAAUCGGAUUAGAUCCUCUAUCCAGAUAUCCUAACAACGGAGAAGUAUCUAUUGUUGCGGGAGACUUUGUACUUGAGUCGUGGUUUUAUUUUUUAAUUGGAGCUAUCGUGCUUUUCAAAGUUAUAAUGGUUGCUGGCAUCAUCUACAUUCGUAAAAAUAACAUUUUUGCGAAAAAAUCUGCUCUUCCCAAUAUAUACGAUUCUAAUGGAACUAGUUUAGUGACCCAAAUGAAUAUAAAAGCAGCGGUUUCAUUGUCUCAUCCAUUAAGUAGCUGCUAUAAUAAAAAUUCAGUUACUAAAACUGAGUCAUUAUUGUGGAUGGAGAAUCAGCCUGGUAUAUGCAUGUCCACUAAUCAAUCCAACCAAAGCAAGGACAAGACAAAUUCCGAAUAUGAUAAGGUUGCCCAUCCUCUGCCAGAGUAUGCAGAGGUGACAGCAUCCAGAGUUAAUGGCAAUGAAUGGAAUACAAGUAAAACUGCUACAUCUCCCGCCGCAUAUGCUUCCGUGACACUUGUAGCCAAUACAAGACAAUGUGUUAGCUCUUUGGGUUGGUUUCCACCGGGUGGCAAAAAUGUCGAUAACUUUGAUUCUCGCUACGCUCCCGAUGAAGAACUCUAUCCGGCAAGCAAUGGAGGUUACUAUAAUAGAAAUGUAUACAGCGAAAAAUACUUCCAAGGACAUCAUAAUGUCCUUAAAUUUUAUGACAUUCCUUCCUUAGAAAAAACACAAAAGGCCCAAAUACGAUACAAUCAGAGCCUUGAAGAUCGCAAAAGCGAUAAAAACGUAAACAUCGAUGUUACCCAAUCCUUGAUUGGUCGAACGUACGGAAUAAAUUCAAGGAAGAAUUCUGAAUCGGAAUCAACGUAUAGAGCGUUCGGCGAGGACGAAUCUGACGACGAGAAUUAUGCGGAAGACAAUGGCUAUGAUGAAUUGCAGGCUAUGCAACCACAAAAGCAACGACCUAAACAUCAAUACGAAAGGCCUAAUUUCGACAACGAUGGGACGCGGACUUUAUCAAGAUUUACCUCGUUCAGGCACGCCCAGAAUGUUCUAAAUGGUACGACGCAAACGCCUAUUGCGUCCACUCACUCUGCCCCUUCGUCGCAUCCACGAGUAGACUCAGUGACGCGGUAGUAUCACGCUUUGCCGGUUUUCGGCGACUUGUGCCAAACAGACGUAUAAUCGACGUGAACAAUGUUAUAAGUGAAAAAGCUAAUACGGUUUUUCCUUACGCUUAUAUUAUGAACUCUUGGAUUUCCGUCGGUUUUUAAACAUAUUGUGCAGAAGUGAUAAUAUGUGUAUAAAAGACUGUUUAUUACGCGUUUCUUUGGCCUAUUAUUAAAUUUGUGGCACUAAUUUGAUAUCACUAAAAAUCUUAUAGAUUUAUUUAUAUUUCGUGGAACUUUAACUAGUCUAUUGUUAUGUAUAUCCUGUGUACAUAAUUUUGUAAAUAGUGUAUAUAUAAAUUAAUUAUGAAUAUUAUUAAAAAUAAACGUUUAUUGGACUAUUAUGGGGAUUGAUCAAAUUUAUGUGUCCGUCUGUAUAUCAAUAAACGAAUUUGUAAUCAUAUAUAUAUCAUUAGAUUAGGAUUUCGUUAGACACUGGAAAAAUGAACGCUUGGCAAUAAUUUGAGGUAACCUAAUAUUAAUAGUGUAAAUAUAGACAUGAAUACUAUAGAGGCAGACCGUUUACAAACAGUAGCUGUAACUAGAAUGCGAUUGAAGUGUGACUAGACUAAAAGUGAAGGUAGUUUGAAAUUUUACACAAGUAUUAGCGCAGUUAGGAUUUCAAAUAAUAAAGUAUACUUUAUGGUAAAGCACAAAUUGACUUGAUAUUAGACUUCGUAAUAUAUUUCGUUGAUAGCUAGCGGUACUCGAUUUAGUUUUAUUUAAUGUGCCAUAAGAUUCCUGGAUAAGAACACAGUAACAUUCGAGUUGUGAAGAAAAUUCAAAUGAUGCUUUUACAAAAAGAUGUUUAAAUCUACGUAAGUUAAUGUGAUAUGAGUUAUAUUAUAAUCACUUGUUAUUAAAACAAAUAGCACGAUUUGUAUUGCAUAUCAUGUAUUUAGGUAAUAAUAAAUAAUGAAGUGUUAAUUACGUAGGCUUUGAGAUUUAUUAUUUAUAGUAUUAUAAGCCUAAAAUUUAACAGCAACUAUUAUUGUAUUAUUUAAAAUGUUUGCA
This is a messenger RNA of Zerene cesonia (dogface butterfly), 4975 nucleotides long. RefSeq names its product roundabout homolog 2-like. The record is from RefSeq and is a predicted model, not a curated record. Bases 237 to 3929 code for a protein of 1230 amino acids. Gene Ontology annotation, biological process: cell-cell adhesion; axon guidance. Lineage: Eukaryota; Metazoa; Arthropoda; Insecta; Lepidoptera; Pieridae. The transcript is spliced from 11 exons. Gene Ontology annotation, cellular component: plasma membrane; axon. Gene Ontology annotation, molecular function: protein binding.